AUGGCCCCUGCAGUCGAUGGUCGCCUUGCUAUCCUCGCCGGCAUCUCUCUUUCCUUUUUCGCCGUCACGGCACUUGAGCGGCUCAUCAAGAAGCGACAGAAUAAGCUUCCUCUUCCUCCUGGCCCAGCGCCGCUCCCGUUGGUAGGGAACGUCUUAUCUGUUGAUACUCGGGAGCCUUGGUUAACUUACACUGAAUGGAGUGCUGCGUAUGGGGAUUUGGUCUUCGUGCGAAUUCUAGACCAGAACAUCGUCGUGGUCGAUUCUGAGCGCAUUGCAGGAGCCUUAUUGGACAAGCGUUCACGGAUUUACUCCGAUCGACCAUACCUAGCCACAAUUGAGCCGUAUGGCUGGUCGUUAAGCUUUGCAUUCAUGGGUUAUGGCGAUGAAUGGCGUCUCUGCCGACGACUGUUCCACCAAACGUUCCGUUCCGAGUCUGCAGUGAAAUUUCGCCCAAUGCAGAUCAGGCGGGCUCGUGAGAUGGUCGUCAACCUAGUCGAUGACCCUCAACAUUAUCAUGACCACUUCGCAACAUUCUCGUUGUCUGUUGUGAUGUCAGCUACAUAUGGCUACGAUAUAGGAGCUCGUAAUGAUCCUCUGGUGAAGAUUGUGGUAGAGGCACUGAAUCUGAGCUCGGCCCUGUUGACCCCGGAGACAGCGUUGAUGCUUAAAACUUUCCCCUUCUUACUCAAGUUACCUGACUGGUGCUGGGGAUCCUCGAUCAAGCGUAGUGCUCUAAAUUCGACAGAGCGCGUCAAUAAAAUGGUCGACGUGCCGUUUCGAUAUGCGCAACGGCACAUGGCCGACAGUUCGUUCCUCGCUCAAUCUUCAAUGGUUGCAGAAAAUUUGCGACGGAUGGAAACGCAAGAGGAGGUAUUCAAACCUGUAUUUGAGAAUGCCCUGAAGAAAGCAGCUGCUACCGGUCUUGCGGCUGCAUAUGAGACGACUUCAGCACUUUUGAUGGUUUUUAUGUUGGCGAUGGUAUUAUAUCCAGACGUUCAGAGACGCGCACAAGCGGAAAUCGACUCAGUGGUUGGAAGAAAUCGGCUGCCAACGUUCGAAGACAGAGCAUCACUACCCUACAUCGAUGCAGUUGUGCGAGAGACUUUCCGAUGGCAUCCUGUUGUACCACUUGGUAUACCACAUACUGCCUUGGAUGAUGACGUAUACAAUGGCUAUUUCAUCCCAAAAGGCACAAUCAUCACAUACAACACAUGGGGCAUUACACGAGAUGAAAAGCGGUACCCAAACGCAUCUCAUUUUAUACCAGAGAGGUUCAUCGACAUUAAUGGUGCAUUGACAGCUGAUGACCCCGCACAAUACGUCUUCGGCUUUGGUCGGCGUAUAUGUCCAGGGCGGUAUACCGCUAUUGCUUCUGUGUGGUCUGCCAUUGUGACUAUGUUGGCCACAUUGGAUAUAUCUUCUGCCAAAGAUGACCAGGGAAAAGUGAUCAGUUUUAUUCCCAUUUUCAUCCCAGGAGUGUGUCGCUGUCCUGCAAUCUUUCCUUGCAAUAUCUCGGCACGAUCUCAUAUUCAUUCAGACCUCGUGCAGGGUUGGCGAUCUGCUGAGUUUUGA
Molecule: messenger RNA, 1572 nt
Organism: Suillus discolor
Lineage: Eukaryota; Fungi; Basidiomycota; Agaricomycetes; Boletales; Suillaceae
Product: cytochrome P450
Exons: 13
Coding region: 1-1572 (523 amino acids)
Molecular function (GO): monooxygenase activity; oxidoreductase activity, acting on paired donors, with incorporation or reduction of molecular oxygen; iron ion binding
Source: RefSeq, a predicted model, not a curated record